Pelecanus crispus (Dalmatian pelican) is the source of this 1464-nucleotide messenger RNA. Lineage: Eukaryota; Metazoa; Chordata; Aves; Pelecaniformes; Pelecanidae. The record is from RefSeq and is a predicted model, not a curated record.
AUGGUGACCAAUUCAAUCACAGCUCUCAGAAAAGCCCGGCGGCAGGAGCAGCUAGUCAGCAAGCGGCUUCUGCGGGAGGACACCACAGCAGAGGAGCGUGGACAGGAUGGAGCAGAGAUUGUGCCGGACCCUCUCUCAGAGGAUGAGGUUCUUGAGCUGCUCAGAGGUGUGCAGAGGGGUUCAGAGGACAGGAGAAGAUCACUCAGCCGCCUCCGCUGGGCUCUGCAGAACAAGGACACUCAGCAGAAGUUUGUCAGGCUGCAUGGCAGUAUCCAGACACUCAUCGGGCUCUUCACCAGCAGCCUGGCUGACAUGCAGAUGGAGGCAGCCCGCUGUCUCCAUGAGCUUUCCCACUCCAAUGACCCUGCUGUGGCCGAGGCAUGUCUGCCAGUGACCUCCUAUCUCCUCACCUACCUCUCAGGACACAGUGUUGAGUUCACGGAGCUGUGUUUGUACACGCUGGGGAACCUGGUAGUAGAAAGCAAAGCUGUGAGGAAGCAGCUUCUGCCUCAGGGCAUCAUUCCAGUGCUGGCAUCCUGUAUCCAGUCCCCGCACGAGGCUGUGCUGGAAGGUCUGGGCUACGUCCUCUCGCAGUUCCUCCAAGCCAAGGAAGCCCCCACAGAGAUCAUACCCUUGGUUCUGGACUCCGUUCUGCCCCAGCACAUGCUUCGACUGGUUUGCUCUGGCCUCAAGGCUGGGACGGGAGCAGCCUUGGAGUUUGCAUGGUGUCUCCACUACAUCAUUUGUAGCCAUACAGCCAACACAGCAUUGCUGUCACUGGGGGCCUUGCCUGCCCUCACCUCGCUCUUGCUCGACCUGGCUUCUGAAAUCCCUCAAGAUGCUCCUGAGGGCCUGGAGCUGCUCAUCUGCCCAGUGCUGCGGUGUCUCAGCAACCUCCUCGCAGAGGAGACAGGCUGUGAAGUCCAGAUCCAGGACGAGCGCCUGCUCAUCGCCCUCUUCCUCAUCCUGCAGUGCUUCCUCCAGCAGCACCCAUUCAUAGCACAGGAGUGUCUCUGGCUGCUGAACAACCUCACGGCAGACAAGCCCUUCUUCUGCUCCGCUCUGUUCUCCCUGGACUUGCUCCCAGCCCUGCUGCAGCUCCUGCCAUGUUCUCAGAUGGCCAGUGUGUUGGUCCUGACAGUUCUGUGCAAUAUAGCGGAGAAGGGGCCAGCCUACUGCCAGCAGCUGUACCAACAGCCUGCCCUGCCCCUGCUGCUACCCACCCUCACUCUGCCCGACCCUGAAGUGGUGGGACAGUGCCUCGAGCUGCUGCACCUCCUCUUCCUGCACUGGCCAGAGGCUGCUACUGACUUUGUCAGGCAAGGUGGGCACCGGGCCCUUGAGCAGCACCAGAGCACCCCAGAACUCCAGGAGCGAGCACGAGCACUGCUGGACAUGGUUGGGCAGCUCCUGGGAACCUCUGUCUUCAGUCCCUGCCACACCAUAUUGUCUGCCUUCUCCUAG